AUGUUCCUGUGUUCACCAACGCCUGGAUCAAGUGAUAGAAGCAACCCCACUCUCUCUCUCUCUCUCUCUCUCUCUCUCUCUCUCUCUCUCUCUCUGUGGUCUCACUUCGAUGAUAAAUGCGCCCUGCAUGAAAGCCAUUCCCCGUCUAGGCCAAAACUGAUCUCUCUCUCUUUCUCUCCCACUCUCUCUAUCUCUCUCUUUAUCUAUCUAUCUAUCUAUCUAUCUAUCUAUCUAUCUAUCUAUCUGUCUGUCUUUUUGUCUCUAGUUUUCUCUGACACUUUCUCUCUCUCUCUUUCUCUCUCUCUCUCCAUCAGUCACCUACUUCUUUCCCAUGCACUGUCUGUCUGCCUGUCUGUCUGUCUGUCUGGCUCUCUCUCUCUCUCCUCGUCUCUCUCUGUCUGUAUGUCUCUCUCUUUCACUCCGCGUGUUUGCACACGUGCGUGUCCACAAACCAAAUAUCUACUACAUUGGAAACAACAAACACACACGCUCUCUCUCUCUCUCUCUCUCUCUCUCUCUCUCUCUCUCUCUCUCUCUCUCUCUAUCUAUCUAUCUAUCUCAUAG
Molecule: messenger RNA, 564 nt
Organism: Acanthosepion pharaonis
Lineage: Eukaryota; Metazoa; Mollusca; Cephalopoda; Sepiida; Sepiidae
Source: the annotation of a GenBank genome assembly